CGCGACGGUUCUCCAAUUGACCAUCAGUAGCUCAGCCUGCACAGUGCCAUCUUGGACUUCUUCUACGCAGGGCCUCCUUUUCAAUCCUUCUCAGCCUCCAGAUGCUACGCACGUUACCCGAAUGUGCUGCCCUUCGAUCAUCGAUAUCCGGAUCGCCUCGUUUAUUACCGUUUUCUCGACUAUCUUGAUUCUCAAUUCAAGUUCAGAGGGUCUGCUGACAAUCAAAUGGAUAUUCUAGGGUGUGAAUUGUGGGGUAUUCUUUGAGGGAGCGUAAUAGACUAUCCCGAGCGGCGAGGUCACAGGGAUGACUUAACUUCGAGAAUAUAAAGUACGCCAGAGGUCUUCUCCAGACCUAUCCACAACCCUCAUUUACCUUCUCUUACUCUAAAAUGGCGCCCGAAGCAACUCUGAACCAGAAUGACAGUGCUCUCAACGGAGGCGGGCAUGCUGUUGACGGUGCUAGACCAAAAGCCCACGCUGAACUCGAGAAACUGGAGGCAAGCCCAAUCGAUCGGUUCUGGCGGGGGGACAGAGAUGGGAAGAUUAACUUCAAGUCGUCCUGUAUCCCCAAAUUCGAGGACAAGUACCAGGAACGCGACUGGAUCAAGGCUCAUUUGGCCGCUGCUUUCAGAUAUUGGGGGAAACUAGGUUUCGGAGAGGGUCUUGCUGGUCACAUCACCGUCCGAGACCCUGUUUUGACUGAUCAUUACUGGAUGAAUCCCAUUGGAGUUCACUACUCUUGUAUCUCGGUAUCUAACCUGGUCCUGGUCAGUCCAGAUGGAUAUGUUUCUCCCCAUGGCGCACAACUUCCGAUCAAUACCGCAGGUUAUUGGAUCCAUUCCGCCAUCCACAAAGCACGCCCAGACAUAGUCGCAGCUGCUCAUUGCCACUCGUUCCACGGAAAGACCUGGUCUGUCUUCGGCCGUCCGAUCGAGAUUCUUCAGCAAGAUGCUUGCGUUUUCUACGACAAUCUGAGCGUGUACAAUAACUACGGCGGAGUUGUACUUGCGUCAGCGGAAGGCGAGAAUAUUGCUGCAGCAUUAGGACCGACUCACAAGACUUGCAUUCUGAGGAAUCACGGCCUACUCACGCUUGGAAACACGAUUGACGAAUGUGUUUACUUGUUCGCCCUUCUCGAUAAGCACUGCAAACUUCAGCUCAUGGUGGAAGCUGCGGCGGCUAACGGAAUUCCGAUAAUCCCUAUUGACAAAGAGGAUGCAGAGUAUAACGCGAGAUCAGUCAAAGACCCGGAGUUGUUAUAUGCAAACUUCCAGCCCGAAUACAAUCUCCUCAUUCAAGAAACGAACGGUGCUUUCUUGACGUAGGAGAAAAACUAUCUCUGUCAUGUUGUAUCUGUAUACGUGAUUAAAAGGCUCCAGUAUAAACCGCCGU
This is a messenger RNA of Marasmius oreades (fairy-ring Marasmius), 1392 nucleotides long. RefSeq lists its product as uncharacterized. Bases 390 to 1325 code for a protein of 311 amino acids. Gene Ontology annotation, cellular component: cytoskeleton. Gene Ontology annotation, molecular function: actin filament binding. Lineage: Eukaryota; Fungi; Basidiomycota; Agaricomycetes; Agaricales; Marasmiaceae. The transcript is spliced from 7 exons. The record is from RefSeq and is a predicted model, not a curated record.